AUGGCGGCCGAACUCGAACGAGCUGUGGCCCUCCGUACCACAAACAAGAAUAUGGCGAUUGAUAUACUAAAUAGUAUUGUAAAAAGAGACAUGGACACCAAUAGUGAUGAAGUACUCCGGAUAAAAGAGCAGGCCAUUCUUGAGCUUGGAUCUUUGUUAGCUGAAACUAAGCAAGCUGAAGAACUUGCGGGGUUGGUCAAAUUCACACGACCAUUCCUUGUCCUUGUAAGCAAAGCAAAGGCAGCGAAGUUAGUACGAGGACUGGUUGACUUGUUCCUGGACAUGGAAGCUGGAACAGGGAAGGAGGUUGAAUUAUGUAAAGAAUGUAUAAACUGGGCGAAAGAGGAGAAAAGAACUUUUCUACGACAGGCAUUGGAGUCUAGACUGAUAUCAUUGUACAUCGACACCAAAGCUUAUCAAGAGGCAUUACUUUUGGCAUCCCAGUUACUACGGGAGCUAAAGAAACUGGACGACAAAGCUUUAUUGGUGGAGGUCCAGUUGUUGGAGAGUCGAACGUAUCAUUCUCUGUCAAAUCUUCCAAAAGCCAGAGCUGCCUUGACAUCAGGAAGAACAACUGCCAAUGGAAUUUACUGUCCACCAAAGCUCCAGGCUGCCCUUGACAUGCAGUCAGGUAUACUACAUGCUGCCGAUGAGAAAGAUUUCAAAACUGCCUACUCCUAUUUCUAUGAAGCAUUUGAAGGUUAUGACUCUAUCGACAGUCCUAAAGCUGUUGUAGCUCUCAAAUACAUGCUGAUGUGCAAGAUCAUGCUGAACACGGCUGAUGAGGUGCAGGCCAUUGUUAGUGGAAAACUAGCACUAAAGUACAGUGGUCCAGAGGUCGAGGCAAUGAAGAGUAUAGCUACUGCCAGUCACAAACGCUCUCUUGCAGAGUUCCAGAAAACAUUGGGAACAUUCAAACCACAGCUGGAAGAUGAUCCAAUUGUAAAUGCUCAUCUGAAGACUCUUUAUGACAACCUCCUAGAACAGAAUCUCUGUAGAAUAAUAGAACCAUUCUCUAAAGUACAGGUUCAACAUGUUGCUAAUUUAAUCAAGUUACCGAUGGACACAAUAGAGAAGAAACUAUCACAAAUGAUCCUUGAUAAAAAAUUUCAUGGUAUUUUGGACCAAGGUGCAGGAGUACUAGUAGUGUUUGAUGAGACACCAGUGGACAAGACAUACGAGACGUCACUGGAAACGAUACAGAAUAUGGGCAAAGUGGUUGAUGCCCUGUAUAACAAGGCCAAGAAGCUCACUUAGUAGUGGACAUUGUUUUAGUGGGCAAUGUUUUAGUUUACUUUGUUUCUAUGACAUGUCCAACAUUCUGUGAAAUUUUACAGAUUCUUGUGUACUGCAUGGAUCUGUUCGGCUUCUGAAUUGUAUUUACUGACAUAGAAUCUGUACUGUGUUAGUGAAAGUUUAUCACAUUCUGAUAGAGAGUCAGCCAUAGAGGCAUUUAUCUGGGUCAACGGUCAUUUUUUUCAUUUGGCAGUAAUACGAGGAAAUUAAUUUGUUUUUAAAUUAAAUACACUGUAAAACCUACCUGCUUAGAAAUACUUAUAGAUGAACUAUUUUUGUGAUAUUGAUUCCACAUGAACUUGUCAGUGGAAAUGCCCUAUAUGUUUGUAUUGCACAAAAUAUUACUUUUGUAUAACAAUGAGUAAAACAUGGAUUAACAUCAAUUUUGAUAAAGAGGAUCCAGUGUUUCUUAAAUUAUUGAUUUCUGCAAAUAGUUGAUGCUGUAAUGUCUGUACAAAACCUCAUUCUAGAUGUGUAACACUAUACAGAUAUACAUUUCUGAUACCUAUACAGUGCUUCUAGUAAUGACAUUAUAGAUAAGGUAAAAUAUUUAUUUUAGGGGAUAAUUCCCUCACUUUUAUAUGUACUUAUAUAGUACUGGCCAUUUGGUGGCUUGUUCCUUAGAUGAUGGUUGAGGAAAAGAUGAAAUGGGACAAAAGAAGGGCUUUUCACAUUUUUAUAUAAGUGAAGAAUAUAGAAGUUUGCAUACUUUUGCCUUAAGCUAAUGAGUCCAAUGAAAAUUUGUUGGCAAAUUAAGAUAAAUUCUUUUGUGAAAAUUAAGUUUGUUUUACAGUACAUAUGUGUCUGCAGAUCUUUUCACCAAUAUCGCUCUUGCCCAUGAAAUCAAAUAUUUAACAAACAUUGAAUUUAAUUGUUUUAAAGCCAAGAUAUUAAGACUGUAGAUGAAUUAUACUUACAAAACAUUUUCAAUCUUUUCCAUCAAAAAGGACAUUAGGGCAUACUGAUGUCAGAAAAGUUUGUAGGAUAGAGAAAAGUUCGGCCUCAGUGUAAAUCAUUGAAGCUAAUGAAUUUUUUUCCAUCUGUGUACGAUUUUGAUUGAAUGUUCAAUGACUUUUAGGGGGAUGUAACAAAGAUAUAUGUUCUACAUGUCAAAUCCGCGUCAGCUUUUUAGGGACAUGUAACAAAGAUAUUCAUUCUACAUGUCAAAUCCGUGUCAGCUCUUUGCAAAUUUUCAUGAAAAGGAACUAUUUUCAGUGUAUGAGUGAGUCUGCAUGAAUGUGAAAUUAAAAUGAUUUGUCCUUUUGCAAGAGUUCAAGAAUUGAAAGUAUGUAUAAGUACUAGAUUGAAGUUUGAGUGCUAGACUGACUUUUUCAUGAAAAUGACUUUCACAUGUAUCAAUGUCAUUGAAUGUAAAAAAGGUUGACAAUAACAUUGACAUGUAUAGAAAAAUAAAAAUAUAGGAAUU
Ylistrum balloti is the source of this 2722-nucleotide messenger RNA. RefSeq names its product 26S proteasome non-ATPase regulatory subunit 11-like. Gene Ontology annotation, molecular function: structural molecule activity. The transcript is spliced from 13 exons. The record is from RefSeq and is a predicted model, not a curated record. Gene Ontology annotation, cellular component: proteasome regulatory particle, lid subcomplex. NCBI's taxonomy places the organism in Eukaryota, Metazoa, Mollusca, Bivalvia, Pectinida, Pectinidae. Bases 1 to 1257 code for a protein of 418 amino acids. Gene Ontology annotation, biological process: ubiquitin-dependent protein catabolic process.